Molecule: messenger RNA, 2466 nt
Organism: Ceratitis capitata (Mediterranean fruit fly)
Lineage: Eukaryota; Metazoa; Arthropoda; Insecta; Diptera; Tephritidae
Exons: 6
Coding region: 258-2378 (706 amino acids)
Biological process (GO): triglyceride biosynthetic process
Cellular component (GO): plasma membrane
Molecular function (GO): long-chain-alcohol O-fatty-acyltransferase activity; diacylglycerol O-acyltransferase activity
Source: RefSeq, a predicted model, not a curated record
CAAAACUCAAACGUGGUGGACUGACUAAUACGAACGAAUGGUUUAAGAAGAAAAUUCGAAAUAUUGUGAAAACGAAAGAAAAAAAAGAAAACGAGUGCAAAAGACGAUUAAACGAAAUCACGAAAAAAAAUACAUUUAAUGAAUGAGUUAAUAACAAGUAAAACAAGCGACAAAAAAGCCGAAAAUAAAACAAAAUAAUUUUAAAAAAGGAAAAGUUGCAUUUAAGGCAAAGAGUGAAGAGUGCGGUGAUGUGAAAAAUGGAAAAAAUACUACGCCACGUAAAAUCAUUUCUAAAAACAUUUAUAUGUUUCCUAGUUGCGUGCUGCCUGAUGCCUGUGGUGUUCAUGUCAUUUGUAUGUGUCCACUACAGUGAUGAAUUGGUUAAUUAUGUUCUUAGCAUUAAAUACCCAACACUCACCAUCUCCAAAUCGAAGAAAAUUCGUACUUUUAUCGAUACGCCACGCAAUGCGGGAAUAUUUCAUUUUCUUCUUCAAAUCAAAGGUCAGUGUAGCUUUGAUCAAAUAAAACGGUAUUAUGCCGAAAAGUUAACGGAUGCACGUAACAAAGCUGGUUACUUACGAUUUCCGAAAUUACGUCAAAAAUUGGUAACCUGUUGGGGCCACUACGCAUGGGUGAAUGAUAAUAGCUCCUUCAAUAUAAACAACCAUGUUGUACUUAGCGCACGAACGUAUCGUGGACGUCCGGUUAACGACAGUAACAUACAAGACUUCGUGAGUGAGCUGGCCACCAAAUAUAUACCAUCCGAUUUACCACAGUGGCAAGUUAUAAUUAUACCAACUUCGAGUUCAAUGGGUGCUCAAACGGAGGCUGUCACCGACACUGCUACACCAACGUCACAAAGCAUGGACGGCGAUCAGUACUAUGUGCUUGUGAAAGUACAUCAUUUAAUCAUAGCCGAGGAAGAGGAUCUGCAUAUAAGCGAAAUAUUAAUGUUGCAAGAGAAUGGACGCAAGCCCACCAUCAAUAUCGGUCACCCACUAGGCGCUGCCACAAAACCACAGGCGUUAUCCUCCUUCGUACGUGAACCCAUACACAUACGCCGUCUACUGAAUCACAUUACCGCACAGAUAGUGAACACUUGGAAUGCGUUUAUCUAUGAGUUUGAAUCGCUCGAAACACCCGACGGUUACAGGCCCGUGCACAUCACUAAUGUUACGCAGUUGUUGUCUGUAUUGCUGAUUGUCGCUGUGAACGUGUGCAUCGAUUAUUGGCGUACAAUGCAACUGCGACAAAAGCUGCGUCGACGUUACAAUGUGCAUAAGGACAACUAUGGACGUUUGAAGAUAUUCACAGCACUAUUAAUGAAGGAAAUCGAUCGGCGCAACCUCUCAUGGCCCACAGCGUGGAUGGCGAUACGCACAUCAUGGCAUCCGACAAAUAUAGCUAAAACGUGGACGAAGUUUUUGUGGCGUGUGAACAUCAACAACACGGUACUGCUGCCUUAUCGCAUCUACUGCGAGCUGAUGGCCAUUCGAGAGCUCAUUUUCAAAGGUCAGACACACCUGACACAUACGCAUAUCGGACGCAUUUCUAUAUAUUUGCCCUUGUUGUUAUAUGCGCAAAUAGAAUUCUUUAAAAUAUGUUAUGAAAUCUUCAAGGCUCCCGUCAAUAUCUAUGAAGAGCUCUUCGUUAAGCCCUCUAAGGAAGCAAAUAUUUUGCAGUUGAAAUCCUAUUCGGGCCGCAAAAUCGUUUCAUUCUCUAAGCCCAUAAACGCCGCCGAAAUGCGUCAGCGCCAGAGGUUCGACGCACAUGCGCACGAGUCGGAUUUCGUGCUGGCAUGUUUAGCUGGCGCAUUGCGUGAUUAUUUCGCCAUGCACCACAAUGCGGCACCAGUGCCAAAAGUACUCAACACCACCUGUCGCACCAUUGCCAAGGGUUACUUCACCGAAAAUACUGGCAAUAAAGCGGAACAUAUUGGCGGUGUGGUCUUUCUGCAAUUGCCCAUGAAGUCGCCUGGCCUUGAGCUGGUUCAGCAUAUGCAUACCAUUGUCGAAGACAUACGAGCCAAACAGAUCAUGAUUUACUUAGCGUCAAUGGGUCAGACACGUUUCGAUUUGCUGACGGCUUUGGUGCCACGCGUGCUGACCAAAGUUUGUUUGAAUUUCUUCUCACACAAUUUUCCCGUCACUAUAACUGAGAUACAUGGUGCCACAUCGGACUUCCGAACUCUUUGGAGUCAUACGGUCGAGGAUGUAUUGCUUUUUAGACCGCCGCAAUCGAAAACUUGUUUAUCUUUGAAUAUUCAUCGUUUCGGUGAUCGAUAUCGUUUAGCCAUAAUGGCCGACACGCAGCUAGGCCCAGAUCACUCACAAAUAUCGCGUGCUUUUGAGAAUUAUAUCGAGAAUGUUGUAAUUUGAGAAGAAUUGACCAAAAGAUUGAAACUCUGUGAUUACGUAAUUUUGUAAUAAAAAUGGUGUAACCAAAAGAAAAUACCAAUUUCAUUUU